This is a messenger RNA of Bubalus bubalis (water buffalo), 5326 nucleotides long. It is a transcript of the gene LRRC69, whose product is annotated as leucine rich repeat containing 69. The transcript has 8 exons. The coding region runs from base 3525 to 4568 and encodes 347 amino acids. The record is from RefSeq and is a predicted model, not a curated record. NCBI's taxonomy places the organism in Eukaryota, Metazoa, Chordata, Mammalia, Artiodactyla, Bovidae. Gene Ontology annotation, molecular function: protein binding.
CUUUCAUUAAGAGGCUGUUAAGUUCUUUGCUUUCUGACAUAAGGGUGAUGUCAUCUGUGUAUCUGAGGUUAUUGAUUUUUCUCCCGGCAAUCUUGAUUCCAGCUUGUGCUUCAGCCAGCCAGACAGUAAAUGAUGGUAAAAUUAAGGAGUAAGUUUCCGAUAGAAUCUACCUGCAAUGCAAGAGACCUGGGUUCGAUCCCUGGGUUGGAAAAAUCCCCCUGGAGAAGGGAAUGGCUACCUACUCCAGUAUUCUUGCCUGGAGAAUUCCAUGGAUGGAGGAGCCUGGUGGGCUACAGUCCAUGGGGUCGCCAAGAAUCGGAUACGACUGAGCAACUAAGACUUUUAACUCUCAGAUAGAGAGCAAGUCGGGGAACUGUCAGGAAAAUGAACUCCAAAGAUGAAGCCUAGGGCAUGACUGUGAAACCCUUUGUUAGGAUCUCAUAAAUAUUAAAGGCAUUUCCUAAUCAGCAGAUGAGCGAGCUUCUAAAAUUCUUAAGGCUACUGUCCCACAGUAGUUUCAUUUGGGAACCUAUAAUAGAGAAAGGCUAUUGCAAAGAGUUUUGGCAUGUGGCUUUUGUCUGAUGGAGUGAAUUAUGAACUGUUUCAAGGCAAACUUAACAAAAUUUUUUAAAGGGAUUGAUUGUAUCAAUUUGGGUCAAAAGCGACAGUAAAAAAUGAAAAGAUAAGCUUUUAUACAUUGCUGGUAGGAAUAUAAACUGAUGAAGCCACUGGUGAACAAUCUGGCAGUUCCUGAAAGGGUACCAUAUGACCUCUCCUAGGUAUACGCCCAAGAAAACUGUACAUAGCACUGUUUGUAGUAGCCAAAAAGCAGAAACAAUCUAAAUGCCCAUCAACUGAUAAGUAGAUAAAUAAAUAUAGUAUAGGAUGGAGUAUUUUUAUUCAAUAAAAAGGACUGAAGUACUGGUACAUGCUAUAACUCUGGAUGAACCUUGGAAGCAUUAUGUUGAGUGAAAGACAUAUGUUCUCAUCUGUAUAAAAUGUUUGGACUAGGCAAACAUAUAGAAAGGAGAUUAGUGGUUACCUAGGGUCUGGGGUUGGUCAUCCUGGUGGCUCAGCAGUAAAGAAUCUGCCUGCAAUGCAGGAGACCCGGGUUCAAUCCCUGAGUCCGGAAGAUCUCCUGGAGAAGGGAAUGGCACCCACUCCAGCGUUCUUGCCUGAAGAAUCAUCUGGGCAGAGGAGCCUGGAGAGAGAAGGAGAAAUUAAAGAUGUUUACCAGAUUUUCUAGGUUAGGAAAAUUAAUUAAAAAAAAAAAAGCAGUAGUAGAUUAUAUUGGCCUGUUUACCCAUUUAAAGCAGGAAAAAAAAUGGCCCAUUUAGACAGUGUCAGCUGGGGUCCUAGCCAUGCAGCAUUACUUUAGAGGAGGUGAGUAUUAUGAGACUUCUUUUUUUUAAACAAAGCUUUUUAAUUUGUUCAGAUAGUAACAUCAUGAUUGUUCUUAGGAAACUAAAACAGUAUCAAAAUAAAGACACUGGAAAAUAGGUUUGGAAGGUUUGGAAGAGAUAUUUCAAUAAAAAGAGCAGUGAUUAAGUACCUAAAAAAUGAUGAUUCUAGCAAUUGGAACUCUAUUAACCAGCACUUUUUAUUUUACUGUUAUGAUGAUACUGAUGUUCAUUAUAAUAACCUGUAUAAAUUUAAUGAUUCUUCUUUGGGCCUUUGGCACUUGCUUUGCCAUCUUAUUUGGAAAAGCUCCCGUCUCUGAUAGCACCCUUGCAGUGAAGCCUUCUCAGGUUACCCUAAAGUUGCAAACUCCUUACCUGUUUUAUUAUUUUUUUCCAUAGCAUCUAAUGCCAUCUAACACCUAGGUUUACUUAUUUGCUUGUUUUUUCUCCUCCUCCUAGAAUGUAAUUUCAUUGAGAGAUUUUUGUCAUUUUAAUUCAUUCUUCUAUCCCCAGUGGAACAGUGUUGCAUACAGUAGAUACUUCUAAAUGUUUGUUGAAUGAAUAAAGGGAAUUACAGAGGAAGAUAGAAUUGUGUUCUGAGUACUUUGAAUGCAGAAUUCAAAUGCAUAUUAUAGUGUUCAAGUUUUUGGAACUGAGCCCUCCAGAUGUGGUACACAUGUAGCCCAAAUGCCUCCAAGCCUCAUAACCGGCCCAAGUGGGGUUCUAAUCAGAUGUCUUUGCCCUUAUCUCUUUUCCCUUACUCCUUUGCCUUUGUCUUAAUCAUUCAUUUGGAAAUUUUCAAAGAUUAUACAAAAAACAGUAAGAAUAAUAUAAUGAACCCCUAGUACCCAUUACUGAGCAUUAAUAAUUACCAAUGUUUUGUCAAUCUUAUUUGAUCUAUUUUUUUCCACUCACUUUUCUGCCCCACUUAUUAAAAAAAAAUUCACCUGAAAAUUCAGAUGCAUUUCUAAAUGUUAGGUACAUUUUAAGAAAAUAAUACCACCAUGUCAUUAUUAUACAUAACAAAAUUAGUAAUUCCUUUCAUCUGAUACAUUGUCUAUGAUCAAAUUUCCUUAGUUGACUCUGAAAUAUUUUUAUUCAAAUCAGGAUCUAAACAAGAUUCACAGAGUGCAUUUGACUGUUGUUUUUCUUAAGUCUCAUUUUUUCAUAACAGUUUCCCCAUCUUUUUAUUAAUGACAAAAUUUGUUGGUUAAAUAUUGUAUAUCAUUUACCUUAUAGAAUUUCCCAGUUUGGAGAUUUGGCUGACUGCUUCCCUGAGAUUAAUUUAGCUUUUUUCUAUUCCUCAUAUUUUCUGUAAAUGGUAUUUAGAUAUAGAAGCAUGAUUAAACUCAGAUUCAAGAAUAUUUAAUAUUGGUACUGUGUAAUUUUUAUUGUAUGACACCAUGAUUGUUUCAAUUUUAGUGAUGGUAAAACUGAUUAGUAGGUAAUUAGCCUGAUUUCAUACUUGGAAAGUUCCCCGUCAACCUCUUACCUAAUGCAUUUAGCAUCGAAUUAUGAUCUUUAUAUAUAUAUCCAUUAUUUCAUUAGGUUUGCAAAAAUGGUGAUUUUUCUAAAUCUAUUUUUUUCUUUCUCAUUUAUUGGCUUCAAAUUUUCAAUGAGUAAGAACUGUAUUAGGUUACACAAAAACAUGAUUUGUACUGGAAAAGCAGAAUAAGUGCUUCAUUUUUUUCCAUUUAUUAUUUUUCAGUCUUAGGAGUUGGUUCCCCAGCAAGUUCCAAUGUAAUUAGAGGCUUUCUUUUAUUUUUAUGGUACCAUAAGCUCUAGAUUUUAAUUUAUUUUGGUCCAUUCGUCAUUCUUUGUGUCUCAAAUUUUCCCAUUUUAGACUAAUGGAAGCCCAUUUGUAUGUUCUUUUGAUGUGAUCUCAUUAGUCCUUGGUAAUGUCAUGUUUCUGGUAUAAUGUCAUGUUUCUAGGGUCAUCUUGUACAUUUCCUGCCCCAAACCUGGAAUCAGUUAUUUUCCUUCCCUACCUUUUACGCAGGAAAUUAUCCAAUGCUACCACCUUCAGCAUGAUAGAUCUCAGAAUGUUUUUGUUUCCAUGGCACACCAAUUCUGCAAUUAGAUUCCAAAGAUGGGUAGUAAGGAACCUGUUUCUCUUCCAUACCCAUGGCUGAAAGUUUGUUAAUAAGAGCACUGAAGGGUGGUAAAAACACUAAAAUUGUUAUCUUAAAUGGAAAGAACAUAACAAAGAUGCCCUCAGUGUUAGAAAAACUUCCAGGCCUGAAGACACUGUACCUUCAGAAUAACCAAAUUUCCAAAGUGUGCCCAGAGAUAAGCAACUUGACCCAGUUGACAGCACUAAAUCUGGGAAACAACCUUUUAGAAGAAGUUCCAGAAGAGAUGAAAUACCUUACAUCCCUGAAGAAGCUCCAUUUAUUUAGAAAUAAGAUACAUAGAUUUGCAUCUGGAGUAUGUGAUGGUUUACAAAGUUUGAUCCUGCUUAAUCUGAACAACAAUCAGCUCACAUGGAUUCCUCAAGAAAUUAGCAGAUUAAAAAAUCUUAGAUGUUUGAGUAUAAAUCAUAACCAGCUAGCCAGCAUUCCUAGAGAACUUUGUUUCCUUGAGAAUCUUUCUGAACUUCAACUUAACUACAAUCAGCUUGUAUGCAUACCCAAAGAAAUUAAGUUCUUGAAGAAGCUCCAGAAGCUUCUUCUGGCCAGGAACAACAUUAAAUCUUUGCCAGAGGGACUUUGUAAUCUUUUCAACCUGAGAAUUCUAGACGUAGCUGGAAAUGUUAUUCAAAUGUUUCCACCAGGAUUUCAAGAUUUGAAGCUGAGGGAGUUCUACUGUGAGGGAAACCCGCUGUUCCUGAAGCAGCCAGUUAGUGCUAUAAAACAGGAGGACGUCUGGAGUUUACAGGAAAUAACAUCAAGAUUUAUAAUGAAUCAGCUGUCAGAAAAGAAUCCUUUCCUAAUGGAAGCCAUAAAAUGGUACCCACAGGUCAGGAGCAUAAUCUCUCAGGGAAGAAAGUGCGCAAUAUGUGGGAAGUUCUUUUUAACCAUAUGGCUGGAAUGUGUUGAGUUUUUUCCUCCAUCAAAGAACUGGAAUAUAAGCAGAAAUCUACAGCUGGUACCUCUUCGAAUAUUAAUUUGUUCUUAUAAAUGUUUUUACCAACGUAACCCUAACAUCUUUGGAAUUGCUCAGGUAUAGAGCAGGUAAGAAGCUCAUUUAGAGCCUCACAUGACUUACCCAUCAGCUCUGCACACAUAGUCAGAUUAUGCCCAGCUUAUGAUGCCCUACUCUUUGUCAAUACCUUAAGUAAAGGAAGAAAAGAAAAGUAAAGGACCAGUUUAAGCACCACAGUCUAACUUUAGAUUGUCUAGACUCUUAAGUGUGCUGAAAAAUAAAAUAAAAAUAGAAAAAUCAGUGUGUGUGGCAAUUGAGUGUCAUUUUUUUCUGUCAUUUUAUUUUGAUGGGGUCAAGUAUUUAUUUUAUGGGUAUUUUGCAAGUGAAAGAGAAUCACAUUUUAGUGCUAGAUAGUUCAAUUAUGAUUUCAGUUGAGUUCUUAUUUUCUAAGAGGCACUAAAAUCUUUAUUUUUAUUUCUUUAUUAAGGUAAUAUUGGUUUAUAACAUAUAAGUUUAAUAUAUUCAACAUUAUAUUUCAGCUUCUGUAUACACUACCAGAAGUUUAGUUUCCAUUCACUGCCAUAUGGUUAAUCCUCUUUAUCCAUUUUGCCCUGCCCCAACCCACUUCCCUUCUGGUAAUCACUAAUAUGUUCUCGGUAUCUGUGUGUUUAUUUUGCUUGUUUAUUUUGUUUUAUAUUCCACAUAUGAGGGAAAUCAUAUAAUACUGGUCUUUCUCUUAUUUCAUUUAGCGUAAUCCCCUCAAGGUCCAUCCCUGUUGUAGCAAAUGGCAAUAUUGCAUCUUAUUUUUUUAUGACUGAGGUGAGAGUUGGACUGUGAAGAAA